Molecule: messenger RNA, 1050 nt
Organism: Anastrepha ludens (Mexican fruit fly)
Lineage: Eukaryota; Metazoa; Arthropoda; Insecta; Diptera; Tephritidae
Exons: 1
Coding region: 1-1050 (349 amino acids)
Biological process (GO): telomere maintenance; DNA repair
Molecular function (GO): ATP hydrolysis activity; DNA helicase activity
Source: RefSeq, a predicted model, not a curated record
AUGAGCCUUACAGAGUUUGCUAUGUUGUUUGAACCACACUUUCCGAAAAAGUUAAGCGAUACCGAGGAAAGCGUAGACCAUGAUGCCUAUGAGGAACAAACAAACAUGCGUCGCCCACUCAUUACUCUGUUGGAUAAAAGCAAAAUGGUUGUGAGAAAUGUUCCUGCAGUUGUCAGAGUGCCAUAUUUUAUAGCAGCUUCGGAUCCAGAAAACUUUUCCUACAGCUUACUUCUUCAAUAUAUGCCUUAUCGUUCGGAAACUGAAAUACUUGAAGGCUUCGAUAAUGCCAAAGAAGCUUUUGUAGCUCGAGAGAGUCGUUUAAGGGAAACAAGUAGACAUAUGUGCCAACAUCGAGAGCGGGACCAACAGCUUGAAAAUGCAUUCAAUCAGAUACAUGCUUUCGAAAUUUUGGAGCAGCCAGAGAUUAUAAAUCCUGUACUUGAAGAGGAAGAGUUACCAGAGAAAGAAAUGAGCAAUGAUCAAUUCCAAAGAGGGCCAAAUGCGAUGAAUAUUGAUCAAAGACAAUUAGUUGUUCUUGUCACAGAGAGUAUUAAGAAGCAACUCAAUGGUGAUAUGAAACGGGAGAAAAUUUUCGUAACUGGUGGAGCAGGCACCGGGAAAACAUUCCUCUUUAAUCUAUUGAAAAACCUUGUCAACCGAUGUUAUGGAAAACCGGUGGUAAAAGUCGGUGCUCUCACUGGAGUUGCAGCACGGUUAAUCGGUGGUACAACGCUACACCGGCAGUUAAAUCUACCAGUACAAAAAGAUGGAGUAAUUGUAAGCAUGCCACUUCUUAACGGUAAUUAUUUGAGAGGAAUGCGUCAAUUAUGGCAAAAUAUUGAGUUUCUAUUCAUAGAUGAAAUUUCUAUGAUACCCUAUGAGAUGCUUUGUAUGAUCGACUCUCGUUUGCGACAACUGAAAAUCCCAGACGCUUGUUUUGGUGGCAUAAACGUGAUACUCUUUGGUGAUCUAAUGCAGUUACCACCUGUUAGAGGACAUCAAGUUUUUCAACAACCAGAUCAUAUGAAGCCAGCUAUACAUUUGUGGUGA